Messenger RNA from Ambispora leptoticha, 1352 nucleotides. Lineage: Eukaryota; Fungi; Glomeromycota; Glomeromycetes; Archaeosporales; Ambisporaceae. The record is from the annotation of a GenBank genome assembly.
AUAUUUCCCCUUUCGUGUUCAUUACUGAUAAUGAUGCUGCAUUGAUUGGUGCUCUUAGAAGAAUUUUUCCUAAAGUCGAGCAUAUUUUGUGUAGUUGGCAUGGUUUUAUUAAUCUAAGGGACUAUAAGGAAUUAAAUUUUGCAAUUUCUGACUAUCGUAAACUAGCUACAUCUAGCUUAAAUACAGAGAAAGUUGUAAAAUACUUUGAAAGAAUGCUGCGAGUAAAGGAGAAAUGGGUUGGCGUCUAUACAAGCAAGCUUAUGCACUUUGGUGCAAUAACAACGCAACAUGUAGAAGGUGCACAUUCUGCUAUGAAACAUGCAAUCGAGUCUUCAGGAAGUUUGACGAAGGCUUUUAUUUCUUUGGACAGAUGGCUGCGCUUGCAUCAUGAAGAAACUUCCCUACAAUAUGAGAAGGAAAGUAUAGGGAUUGACCCUUUAUUAAUGCAGGAUAAUAAGGACCACUUGAGACCACUUUUGGGAAGAGUAUCUCAAUUUGCACUAAAUAAAAUCAAGUGCGAACUUUUUAAUGCAACCACAUAUGAAGCUUGCCUUUGUGAAUUAUGUGUUAAUUAUAAUUUACCUUGCCGCCAUCUGCUUCCAAUAAAAGGUCCUAUUUUGCUGUCGAUUAUUCCAAAACGAUGGUUGCUAUUUCCCGAGCAAGGUCAACUUGAUUCCAAUAACAUAAUUCAGAAUGAAUUAUUAGAUAAUUCAGAUAAUGAACAACAAAAAUCAUCUCUUUUAGAAAAACUUGAUGAUAUUUUGGCAAUCCCAGAAGUUAAACUUUCAGACAUAAAAGUUCCAGAACGAAUUAUAGGAAAAGGUCGUCCUUCUAGAACCAAACGAUUGCCAACUGCAUUAGAAUAUCAAGAACAAAAGCUUAGAUUAAAUUAUCGCAUUCCUGCUAAAGACUUAGACCAAGUAUAUAAUCCUCUAAGCGACGGCAAUUGUGGGUUUCGUGCACUUGCCAUUGCUAUUAGAGGAAACGAAGAAAAUUGGGAUCUCAUUAAAUUAGUGAUGAACGGCCAACUAAAUAAGCGCAUGGAAGUUUAUAGAGACUGGCUGGGCUAUGAUAUUGAUUUACUUAAGCAGAUAUUAGAGUCCAGAGAUUCACCUUGUCAAUCUUCACUCUGGUUUUUAUCACCUGAUUGUGCUCAAUUGGCUGCCAAUACUUUUUCGGUUCCUAUCGCUAUUUUCGAGGAAAGAGAUGAACAAAGUAUGUUGUUUUUUCUGCUAGAAACACCACCAAUUCGUCGAAGAAACCCAAUUAUCUUACAUUUUAUAAAUGGCAAUCAUAUCGUACAUUCUCGAAGACCAUUGGUCAAACCUUUUUACUUAAAAUUGGAAAUAUGG